Xenopus laevis (African clawed frog) is the source of this 2519-nucleotide messenger RNA. RefSeq names its product reticulon 4 receptor L homeolog (gene rtn4r.L). The record is from RefSeq and is a predicted model, not a curated record. Bases 555 to 2018 code for a protein of 487 amino acids. Lineage: Eukaryota; Metazoa; Chordata; Amphibia; Anura; Pipidae. The transcript has 2 exons.
UCAAGCCUGAUUCCCCUCACGUCAAACCACAUGAUCCCAUAAAACAUUCAUCACCUCUCAAUCCCUGAUCCAGCUCCAUAAAACAUUCAUCGAUGCUUUUCCUCUCGCUGCUUUUCCCAUACAGUACAGAGGCAGGAGAGGAUCAGUGAUUUCAGCACAGUGUCUGACAGCCACAAGAAGCUCCCUGCACGCUGGAGCAGUGUGGGAAACACUGGCACUGGGACAUCUAAUUAAUAACACUUUUCUCUUCUUCUGCUGGAGGAUUAAGUACUCCUUAGAAAAACAGUUAUGAGUCUGCAAAAUGAGGAACAAAAAAUGGAUACUUUGAAUGGAUUCUGUGCAUAAACUGGGGAAGAUUUUGAGACAUUAUAUUUGCUCCUCCAAAGACUGAAGGAGACUGCUGAAUGGGGAAUUUUCUUUGCAAGAUUUCGUUUUUGGAGUGUGAUUAAUUUUUUUCUCAAGUUUGACGUUUUUCCUGGGAUUGCCAUCAUUCUAUUUUCUCUCCCUAUAUUCCGAGUCUGCGCAUUGAGAAGCAUUGUUUAAAGAACCUAAAAAUGAAGAGAAUGCUUAAUAAAGGCACUAAAUUGCUGUUCCUUGUGGCUUGCUAUAUCAGUUUUAAAUUCAAAGUGGAGUGUUGUCCAGAAGCAUGCUUAUGUUACGAUGAGCCGAAGAUCACGUUCAGUUGUCAACAGCAGAGACUAACUGCCAUUCCAUCCUAUAUACCAAUUCAAACUCAAAGGAUCUUUCUCCACAACAAUAAAAUAACUUUAAUACGGUCGACAAGCUUCACUUCCUGUCAAAAUCUUACCAUUUUAUGGAUUCACUCAAACAAUAUAAGUCAUAUUGAACCUGGAGCAUUCCAUGGGUUGAACAAACUGGAAGAGCUAGACAUGAGUGACAAUUUCAACCUGAAAACAAUUUCGCCUCUCACUUUUAGAGGACUUGUUCAUUUACACACGUUACACCUUAAUCGAUGUGGUCUGCAAGAUCUACCCCUGGGAAUUUUCCAAGGUCUUUUCUCCUUGCAGCACUUGUACAUUCAAGACAACAACUUGCAUUCUUUGCAUGAUGAUACUUUUUUGGAUCUGGGAAAUCUCACAUUCCUGUUUCUCCAUGGAAAUAAACUUAAUAGAUUAUCUGAAAAUGUUUUUAAUGGUCUGGCAAGCUUAGACAGAUUGUUGGUGCACCAGAACAGACUAGAUAUGGUCCAUCCCAGAACUUUCCAUGAUCUAAAAAAGGUAACAACAUUAUAUUUGUUCAACAACAACUUGACAGUGCUUAGGGGAGAAAUACUAGCACCUCUGGUAUCACUUCAGUAUUUACGUUUAAAUGGAAACCAGUGGAUCUGUGACUGCAGGGCUAAGUCACUCUGGAACUGGUUAAAACAAUUUAAAGGCUCCUCGUCAGAGGUGGAAUGUUAUCUCCCCUCUAAUUUCACUGGUGUCGAUCUUAAAAAACUUCACAGCAGCGAUAUUAAUGGAUGUGCCAAUGUUUCAUUGCAUCAAAUGAGAACAGGUAACUCUGGGUCCAAGACCAGAUCUGGAAAACAGACUGGCAUAGAAGUUCCGUGGGGUUCUGAUGAUAUUUCAGAUAACUGCUGCCAGCAUGUAAUUGAUAGAGCUCCCACUUCUGGAAUAAAUGCAAAGACAGGUCCAUCUUCCCACACUAGCAGACUCUCACCUAACAAUCCUGUAAAAGAUAAAGAAAAUAUUUCCAAAACAAAAAUUGUUGCUGGUGUUGACAGUAGGAAAAACAGAACCUUUAAGCAGAUAAAUGAUUCCCCCUUUGGAACAUUCACAAGUAAAGUAGAUGGUUCCAUAACUAAACUGAAUCAGAACAAUGUUUUUGACUCGGUUGAACCAUCCACAGUUCCAAAUAAAAAGAAGCAAACUUGUUUAAAAAAGGUCAAGUCAAAAUCACAAUGCCGAACCUAUCAACCAGGAACUAACUCCGCUUUGCUGGCGACUACAAAUCUCUUCUUUGUUACUUUGUUUUUGGUCAUACCCAUGCACAUUUAAAAGUCUAUAUUUAUUUUGAUUUUGCUUUAAAGUGAUCUAAAGAAAGGACAAUGGACUGAGAAUCACACAAUGUUAUACAGCCACAGAGGAAAAAAAAUAUAUGCUUAAAAAAAAACGCUUCACAAAAGGUGAUUGGAUAUUUUUUUAUGAUUGUGUACUAUGAGUUUAUAGAGUGAAGAUAUAUUACUUUAUUCCUCAUAUAAAUAAGGAAACUAUGCUGUAAAAAAAAAAAAAGAUAUCUAAAAUGCUAAACAUGAGUUUAGCCUUUAUUUGUAAUUAACAAAAUUUACAUUGUAAAAUGCUGUUUGUCUGCUCUGUUUAUGAAAAUUCUAAUUAUCUGUACUUAUUUCUGUCAUUAAAUGUCCCUGGGUAGCAUUUGUUGAAGAAUGUUAUCUGUUUACUUACACAUGCUCCAUGUAUAAACAUAAAGAUAUGCAUUUUAUUUUACCUGUGCUCAAAUAUAACUUCAGCCAAACAAAUAAACAUUUUCUUUUUCCUAAA